AUGUUUGACCAGAAAUUCUUGAAUUCGUCCUCAACCCUGGUUGUGACAAAUGGACACCUGGGCGUCAGGUCUGAUCAUCGACCACCUCUCAACUCAACGAUUACCCUCAUUCAGGCCACCACUCGCGAUUCAGACCAGACCUUGCCCCAAGAAGAAAACGACAGCCGCGAACUCGAUGCGGAUCAGUACACUCGUUUGUCGCAUGUUCGAAAAAUCAUCAUCGUUAUCAUUCUCUCAUACUGUGCUAUCCUUGGCCCUAUCUCCUCCACUGCCAUCCUGGCCGCUGUUCCCGAACUUGCCAGGACGUUCAAUACCACUGGGGAUAUCAUCAACGCCAGCAACGCUCUUUACCUAGCAUUCAUGGGGAUAGCUGCCCUAUUUUGGGGACCCUUAAGUCAGAUCUCGGGCCGUCGUCCAGUCUUCAUCACGAGCUCCAUUCUCUUCUUCCUCUUCACCGUGGCCACAGCGCUGGCCCCUAACACCGAAUCUUACUUUGUUUUCCGCAUAUGCACAGCGUUCCAGGGCACUGCAUUCCUAGUGCUUGGAAGCGCUACUGUUGGAGAUAUCUUCGAGCCAAUGUCUCGAGCUUUACCAUUGGGAUGGGUCCUGUCAGGUACUCUGACCGGACCUGCCCUUGGUCCCUUCCUAGGGGGUGUUGUGGCUACUUUCCGCCCCUGGCGAUACAUUUUCUGGCUUCUCGCCGCAUUGAAUGGCUUUGCCGCCGUCCUCAUCAUUUUCUUCUUCCCCGAGACUAUCGCCCACAAAUCCAACGCCCAACUCAAAGGAAAGACCUUCCUUCAACAAACCAAACAACUCGGCAGCCAUAUUUGCCCCAUCCGCAUUGCCCGACUGGUCUUCUCCUACCCGAAUAUCUUCCUCGCCAGUCUCGCCGCCGGGACCUUAGUCUGGAACCAAUACGCCCUUCUCACUCCCAUCCGCUACGUCCUCAACCCCCGCUUCCACCUCACCACUCCCGUCCAAGCCAGCCUCUUCUACCUCGCCCCGGGCUGCGGCUACCUAGCCGGCGCCUUUGUCGGUGGCCGCUGGGCCGAUCUCGUGGCCCGAAAAUACGCCAAGAUCCGCGGCCAGCGCAUUCCCGAAGACCGUCUUCGCUCCUGCGUUCCCUUUAUCUGCAUCGCCACCCCAGCCUGCGUCCUCAUCUACGGGUGGACGGUGGACCGAGAAGUUGGCGGGGUCCCGGUGCCCGUAAUCUCCAUGUUCCUUCAAGCUGUGGCCACAAUGUUCUGCUUCCCAAGCCUAAACACCUACGGUUUGGACGUGAUGCAGGAAAGUGGCCGAAGCGAGGAAGUCGUCGCAGCCAACUUUGUCUUUCGAUAUGUAUUUGCCGCACUGGGGACAGGCGUUGUCCUUCCCGCCGUCCAGGCAAUGGGAGUGGGGUGGUUUAGUACCAUCUCUGCGCUGCUUUUGACGGCUGUCGGCUUUGCGGUCUUCUUGAUUGCCGAGUAUGGGCAUCAAUGGAGGGAGGCGGUUGAUGCAAAGCUUCAGGCCAAAGCAAAAGCGAAAGGGGAGAAGAAGACCCCUGAGCAGGUAUGA
Messenger RNA from Aspergillus ibericus CBS 121593, 1554 nucleotides. RefSeq names its product putative MFS transporter. Gene Ontology annotation, biological process: transmembrane transport. The record is from RefSeq and is a predicted model, not a curated record. The transcript has 3 exons. Bases 1 to 1554 code for a protein of 517 amino acids. Lineage: Eukaryota; Fungi; Ascomycota; Eurotiomycetes; Eurotiales; Aspergillaceae. Gene Ontology annotation, molecular function: transmembrane transporter activity.